Messenger RNA from Funneliformis geosporum, 1194 nucleotides. The record is from the annotation of a GenBank genome assembly. Lineage: Eukaryota; Fungi; Glomeromycota; Glomeromycetes; Glomerales; Glomeraceae.
AUGGCACAAGACCCCCUCUACUUGGAUAUCAACAGCUUGGCCAGUCUUGCAGAUCUCUUUCGGGUGGUUGAAGAGCCUGAAUGUUCCAAAGUUCGAUUUGCCGAAAAUGUGAAUCUCCGUAAAUAUAUCGAAAAAUCUUAUAGGGGGAAUAUAUUACCCUAUAAUAAUUGGACACAACGCAUGUUACGUUUGGAAGAAAUUAAACUCCGGCUUCCUUCACUUACGAACGCGGGUGAUGUCGAUGACCUCGUUCAAAGGUUGAACAGCGCGAACACCUUUGAUGAAGAGCAGAGUUAUUCGGCUGGGAUCAUCAUUCAAUUGGUGACACGUUUGUUGACAUUUUCUCUGCAGUUUCGGAGAUCUCUCUCCGCUGUGCCCAAAGAUCGUCUAACUUCGGCUCUAUCUGCCGUAUCGGAUUACCACAGUGCCGUGUUAGACCUCUCGAAUCCUUUCACAACUUUACCGUGGAAAGUACUUGAAAAUGAUUUCUUAGAGAAAGCUCAAAAUAUGUUACAAUUGCCUUUCAAUCCUGUCAUUUCCGGUGCAUCUCCUUUUGUAGUCACAGGCGGCGCCAUACAACCUUUGGACACUACCGUUAGCUUUGUUGAAAACCUUUAUCGUCAAGCAGCCGGCCAAUUCAAAUCCUUUGACAAAUCAGUUCAUUCAGAUGCUACCUUCACGCAAUUUGGGUUUAAAGAAUAUGUACGACAUAAAAUCCCAAUGAAACGGGUUAUCAACGGGGCUUACAUAUGCUACGCAGAUCCUUUGAACAAAACGUAUUAUUACACCACCCUCACAUUCGACCCGUUCCGAUUCAAGAUGUUAAAGAACUUAAUCAUUUAUGAGAUCGUUUCCGGAAAAGCCGCAUACAUUCACAGUGCCUUGCACCUCUUCAUGAGUAUGUGCACGUGUGAAGAGGAUUUCCGAUUGAUGAUCGAAUACGGUAUCAUUCAGUGGGGAUUUCCAAUGGAAGGGUAUACAAGUUUUUGUGAAAAGAUGAAAGAACUGCUGGAUGUUAUGUAUUGUUGGAAAUUUACAAAUACGUGGACUUGGCACACGGAAUUGGUCAAGAUUGCUUUAUUUAAGGAUUCAAAGGGUGACACAUCCGGAUGGAAUGAUUUUGCAACCACCUGCUACACCGGAGGUUUGCUCAAAGCGGAAGUGACCGUUGCUUUAUUCAAGAGCCUUUGUUAA